Messenger RNA from Saprolegnia parasitica CBS 223.65, 732 nucleotides. RefSeq lists its product as hypothetical. Bases 17 to 709 code for a protein of 230 amino acids. The record is from RefSeq and is a predicted model, not a curated record. Gene Ontology annotation, cellular component: nucleus. The transcript has 6 exons. NCBI's taxonomy places the organism in Eukaryota, Oomycota, Saprolegniomycetes, Saprolegniales, Saprolegniaceae.
CUUCUUGCCGCCCGAGAUGCAGAAGCUCUUGGAGAGCGGUCGGGCACUCAACAGUGACGACUCGGACGACGACGACGACAUUCACCGUGGCCCGGCGAAGAAGAAGGCCAAGGUCGAGCCAAGAUCCGUGGCGCCCGACCCGGCCGGGCUCCUCGGGUUCCUCCCAGCACCAAAGGUCGCGCUGCCAGCGCCGCCGUCGCCGAAAGUCAAGAAGCCGCUUCCUCCCGUGCAGCACGACGCAUCAUCCUCGGCGAGCGCGGUCGGAGCGUCCACCGCCGCCUCGCACCUCUACGUGCCGACGAUCGAAGACGAUGGAGACGAUGGCGACGACGACCAGCACAUGCAGAGCAAGCGCGUGCGCAACAAGGAACGCCAGCUCGAGCGCAUGCUCCAGCAAGGCAAGUUUGACGCGGUCGCUGGGCAGGUCGUGGAAGUCCAGGCCGUGGCGCCAGGUGCCUGGAAGCCGCCUAUCGAUGGCUCGACGGUCUUUGCCAGCGAUCGCGAAGCGCAAGUCCUCGCCGAGAUGGCGGGGACCGAGACAGAGAACGGCUACGUCGUCGCGUCGUACCGCCCGUCGAGACUCCAGCGGCAGCGCCACCAGCUCAACCAGCUCACAUUUGACGCCAAGCUCCGCGAAUUUGAUCUCCAGGACAAGAAGGGUCUCGCCCUCAAAUCCAAGCGCGAAACCCAAGCCAAGUACGGGUGGUAAUAAAGCCACAUUUUUGCUUGUCC